Messenger RNA from Orbicella faveolata, 2959 nucleotides. Its product is annotated as hormone-sensitive lipase-like. The record is from RefSeq and is a predicted model, not a curated record. Gene Ontology annotation, biological process: triglyceride catabolic process; cholesterol metabolic process. Gene Ontology annotation, cellular component: cytosol. Gene Ontology annotation, molecular function: triacylglycerol lipase activity; sterol ester esterase activity. Lineage: Eukaryota; Metazoa; Cnidaria; Anthozoa; Scleractinia; Merulinidae.
CUAACCUUUGGGGCCGCAAAUACCUAUAUAGCCCAUAUAAGGGUGUAUCCCCCGGGACUUCAGAGACAAGCCGUCGCUUGUCUCCGCCAAAAAUAACGUCUGCGAGAGAUUGAUUUCGGACAAGCGAUAGCCGCAAAUACGUCGGCGUUCGCGGGCUAGCGGAUCUGUUUUUCUUAUUCAGUCGUCCAGUCCAAAGUCCAUACUUCAGAUGAUGUGCAUGUGAACGAGGCUGCAGAAAACUGAAAAUUGUACUUUUCUGCGUGUUCGGCUGAAACCUUUGGCGGUUUUAUAUCAGCGAAACUGCAGAUAUCGUUUAUCAGCGUACGAGGGAGACCGCCAACAAUGAAUUUAUGAAUCUGUUUUGGUUUGAUUGUAUAGUUUAGGCGCGUUUUCUUAAAACAUGCCACCCUCUGCGGUUAGAUAUUGCAGCUGUCUGGAGAUUGAAAAUGAGAAAUAUGCUUACCUUCGGUGGCUAGAGGACAGAUUCCACCUGCAUGGAGGGCUUUGACGAAAAUCGGAGGCUUAGAAAGAGUGUUAAGCGUCGUGUUUAUUGAAUUUUGUUAAUUAAUAGCCGAGCCGGGUUUUCAAGAUGGCGGGCACGAAGCAAGCUUCCCACAACCUCAACUUAGGUGACUACGAUUCUCUUCCACUUCUUUUCAGUCACCUGAAACGAAUCCUUGCCGACAAUACAGGAUAUUUUGAAGAAUACACGUCCAAAGCAGUUUACAAGAAGUUUUAUGAUGGCUUUAAAUUGAUGCUAUCAACUAUAGAUUCUUUGGAAGAAGGUGCGAUUUUGCUAGCGAAGGCGGCACCACUGUACGAUUACAGCACUGACGCUAAAGGAAAUGGCUACAGGAGCUUGCUAAGACUCGUUGAACAAUGCAUUCGUUCCGUUACAGAACUGUCCGCUUAUUGCCAGACUCAUCGAGACAGAUUUUAUUUUCGAUCGCAUCACUAUAGCUUAGAAGUGGAGGCAUUUGCCAAUGUUUUCCAACGAACAACUCAGUUGCUACAAUUUGCGAAACUCGUGAUCGAGGAUAGCGUACCAGACAAUUUAUUUCCGGAGAGUUUUGACUCUAAAGUUAUGUUGGAAGUUGAACAGCUGGAUAGAGAGUGCUUUUAUGGAAGAACUUUAGGAUUUCAGUUCUCCACUGGCUUACGACAUUUCUUACAAGUUGUUUGUGUAGCUAUGGCCUCGUUUGCAGAAGGUUAUCGUCGACACAAAAUGAGCAGUGUGGCACUUGCCACAGUCUCUUUCCUGAACAGUGGGAAAUAUACUGUGAACCCCGAAAUGAGGGCCAAAAUGAUUGUGGAUGUCACUCAGAAGACUAAUAUGGAUUUUUGCAAAGCUUUCUGGAGUUUGACAGAAGGUUAUGGGAUCCAGCAUGUUCCACUGCUGGUUUGUUCGGCAAUGAAGGUGAACAGAGUAUUCCAUAUCCCUCCUGAUCCUUUUGAACUCGUCACAUUGAAAGGCGAGUCUGUGAGUAUUGCUCCCCCCUGUUCCUGGUCAGGUCUAGCCCCAGUCCAAGUGCGACUUCUCUCAUACGAGUGGAGGGAUGGACAGAGCAAAGAUGGCAAACAGAAUUCCACCCAUCAUGGCCGAUCACCAAAACCUAAAAGUGACGGCUUUUUACUUCACGUGCAUGGUGGAGGGUUUGUUGCACAGUCAUCAAAAUCACACGAGUUUAGAGUUGGCUCCAAGGAGACCAAGAACACAAGAAGCAGUAGUUAUUUAGAUGCUCAUUUGCAAUCGGGCCCGGAGAGUUUUCACAGCUGUUUUAGUUCACCACAGAGUCUCGAAUCCGCUUCUGUUAACCACGUAGCAAACUCGAGUAGCGAAGCAGCUGUUGGUUAUGAUUGUGCAAGGGGUUUGCCAGACUGUAAUGGAGUGGUGUAUCAUUCCUCAGAAACACACGUCGAACAUGCUGCUUCAGAUCAUGAAAAGGACUGCGAAAGUAGCAGCACUUUAUCGGGCCAUCCACAGUCGAGAAAACACUCACAAGACACUGUACCUAGUAGACCCACAAGCCCUCAGAGAGACCACAGAGAGACGGACCAUAUAGGAGUGCACUACCAUAAGGACAUCGAGGAGUGCCAUGUGGUGAACGUAGUGGAAUCAUCAGACAGCCCCUCUGGAGAGCUCCUUUUGUUCUCUCUUGAUGCACCUGAAGAUAGAGCGUAUCUGGAGGCGGGAACACCGCCAGAUGAGGACGAGGAAGUGGGGCUUGAUGACGAGUCGCAUUCAAGGACCACGUCUAUGUCCCAAGUUUGCCUUCCUAUUUCCAAGAACCCGUACAUGUCGCCACUGCUGGCUCCUGAUGAAAUGCUGAAACACUUGCCUCCAGUUGAUUUACUGGCCUGCACACUGGAUCCCAUAUUGGACGACUCGGUCGAGUUUGCCCGAAAGCUUCGCUCCCUGGAGAAGGACGUGGAACUGUACAUCUUAGAGGAUUUACCCCACGGGUUUUUGAGCUUCCAUCUUGUCAGUCAAGAGGCAAGGGAAGGGAACGACCUGUGUAUAGCCUGCUUGAAAAGAUCAUUGUCAGGAAAGCGCAAAAUAGGCCGAACAGAAAAGGCUCCUGUGUACUGAUCUGUCACGCAACACUUGCGGUAAAUUCGAGUAACGCCUGUCAAUUUUCACGUUCUAUCACAAGAUGAUUUGCGUGACAUCAUGACGAUUAACGGCUAAGAAAUUUGACUUGUUUAAUUUUUGUAUGUUGGAACCUCUCGCAGGCGAGGGUGAAUUUAGGCCGUGUUUUUACCUCAAACAAUUUUGCUGGAAUGGCCACAAUCCAUCUGCCAAGGCAAUAGUUUUUAGUCACAAGAAUUAAGAGGGAUUGAAUCACGGUUGAAACUUUUUUGAGUGGAAAUUGUGAAUUUUCGGGAACAUAAUUUCAAAAUCCUGUCAUUUCAGACAGAAAUACUUAUUUAAGGCAAAUGCUAAUAAAUGGGAUUAAGU